Molecule: messenger RNA, 678 nt
Organism: Paramecium octaurelia
Lineage: Eukaryota; Ciliophora; Oligohymenophorea; Peniculida; Parameciidae
Source: the annotation of a GenBank genome assembly
AUGAGUGUGUUAUUUGCUUAUGUGAAGAGAUGUUACAAAUGUCAAUGGGGCAAAACCUACAUCAUGAAGUCAGAAAAAGGAGAAUUCACAGGUGAAAGUGCUCCAUUGUGGAAGAACGUAUCACCUGCUGCGUUUUUGGUGUAAUGCAUAAUGUCAAUGUUAAUGAUCGCAGGAGUUAUUGUGGCAUAUGUAAUUGAAAUUAAUGGAUUGGAUGAUAAUUGCACAGUCUCAUAUAAGCCAUGGAUCAUAGGUCAAUUGAUUGCAGUGUUUUUUUCGGGGAUUCUAGAUUUCUACAUUUAUCGAGUGAAGUAUGCUUCAGAUGAUAGAUGGUUUCGAUUGAUAGUGGUUAUUCUAUGUUAAAUAGCUUUGUUGGUUUCCAUAGGGGGGAUAUCCUUUUUUUAGGGUUUAAAAGUGUUAUUGGGUAUGGGUGAUUAAUGUGCAUUGCCUGAUGAAGGAGAUGAGAAUGCAGCUACUCAAGACGAACAAGAAUAUUAUACACCUGAAAAUUUGUUUGGGAAUUAGAUUUGGAUAGCAAACUUUUUUAUUUCUGCAACCACUCUUUUGAUUUUAUUGAUUAAACUAGUUGUCCUAUGUUUCUUAACCAAAAACAUUUACUUUAGCACUUCUCGUUUUGUUGCAAUAGCUUCGAAACCAGAAGAAAAGAAAUUUGUCGAUUGA